Trichoderma atroviride IMI 206040 is the source of this 1929-nucleotide messenger RNA. RefSeq lists its product as uncharacterized. Gene Ontology annotation, cellular component: cell division site; nucleus; cell tip. The record is from RefSeq and is a predicted model, not a curated record. Gene Ontology annotation, molecular function: protein binding. Gene Ontology annotation, biological process: carbon catabolite repression of transcription. NCBI's taxonomy places the organism in Eukaryota, Fungi, Ascomycota, Sordariomycetes, Hypocreales, Hypocreaceae.
CCUCGCCGGGGCUUCGUUCUGACGGAUAUUGCAUUUUCUUUGUGACAGGCUAUACUCUAGUACAUUACCGAUAUGUUUGUUUUACCUCCUCCUCCGCGGUAUCCCGCUGGCGCCUAUGGCGUCGGCCUCGGGGGCGUCGUGCCCCUGAUCGAGACCAACAAUACACUGUCGAACCCGAGCGGACCCGAGUUUCGGUUCCUGGUAGGAGAGGGAACAUAUGUGCUCAAGGAAGACUUGAACCUGGCCACGCCGCCACCCCAUCCGUCCGAGGCGCCUGUCGUCAACCCGAAUCCCCUGGCUACGACCCCUCAGCCUGCGACUGCCGGAACAAAAAUGUCGAUUCUUAGUCUGGAGUCCCGGCCACCUCCCUUCUUCUACAGAGGUCCCUCUGCUACGACGCUGUCGUUGACUGGUGGGACGUUGAGUAUUCAAGAACAUCCCAGCGAAAGCCGAUACUCGACUGAAGGCGGCAUGAGUAGCGACGAUGGCCGCGCGGCGUCGAGCGAGGGCCCAGCUGCAUCUACUACAUUCGGCUCUGCUCCCGCAUUUGGCGAAGGAAACUCGCUGCUAGCACCUACGGUCUCGAAGGACGUAAACAAAAAGAAGAAGCCCAAGAAUAAUGUUACUAAGAGCAACUCUUCUUUCAUCUCGCGUGUCAUUGUUAAUGAUAGUUUGGCGCGAAAGCUGACGGAACGACCGCUUGAUGGACUAUUUGCCUUUGCCAAUAUUAACAGGGCAUUUCAGUGGCUGGACAUGUCAUCGCCGACAAAGCAAGAUUAUUUGACCAAGAUUCUGUUCACCAAGGCUCACUGCCUAUGCCACGAUGUCAACAUGGUGACAAAGAGCGUUUCUCAUAUUGACGUGAUUAUGGGAUUCUCCACUGGCGAAAUCAUCUGGUGGGAGCCCAUUUCUCAGCGAUAUACACGUCUGAACAAAAACGGGAUAAUCAACAAUACGCCCGUAGCUGAAAUACGAUGGAUUCCUGGAUCCGAAAACCUUUUCCUUGCUGCUCACAUGGAUGGCCUCCUAGUGGUAUACGAUAAAGAAAAAGAAGACGGUCAUCUCAAUCCAGAAGAAGAAGGGCUGACUGCCAGUGGCAGCGGGAGCGAGGGAGAGCUGUCCAAUGGAUCCGCUAUUAGCAAUGGCAUCAGGGGCAUCAGGAUUAACAAAUCGGUGCACUCCAAGAACCAAAAGACUAACCCAGUAGCCGCGUGGAAGCUAUCGAACCAGCGGAUAAAUGCGUUCUCGUUCUCUCCUGAUAAUCGACAUCUUGCAGUUGUGUCCGAGGACGGAACAUUGAGAGUCAUCGAUUAUCUCUCAGAAAAGCUCUUGCACCUAUAUCAUUCGUACUACGGUGGACUAUCAUGUGUUUGCUGGACACCAGAUGGCAAAUACGUUCUAACUGGCGGUCAAGAUGACUUGAUAUCUAUUUGGUCAAUCGCAGACAAAGCAUUAGUCGCCCGAUGCCAGGGCCACCGAUCUUGGGUUUCUGCGCUGGCGUUCGACUUGUGGCGAUGUGACGACCGAAACUACCGCUUUGGUAGCGUAGGAGAGGAUGGACGACUAUGUCUCUGGGAUUUUAGCGUGGGCAUGCUGCAUCGCCCCAAGACUGUUGCACCUACUCUCCACCGAGGGUCGGUAUCGUCGAAAUUCACGGCUCCGCAUAGAACAGACACCAACAUGUCCAUGAAUUCGGACGGCAAAGGCUCCAUCCCAGAGGAUGAAUGGGAAGAGAAUGUGAUUGAGCAUGCCGUUCAGCCGCGGGCGGUAAUUCCAAUGCUGCCACCUGUACUGACGCACGUGGUUGAUAGCCAUCCUGCGUGCUGGCUAGCCUUCACCGAGGAUGCCGUUAUCACAAGCUGCAAGCAAGGACACGUAAGAACCUGGAACCGACCAGGCGUCCCAACGGGCAACGAGGAAAAGGCUUGA